ACAGCCUGCAGCAGACGGAGCUCCACCAUCAGGAUUGUCUAGAGUGGCAGGUGUUGUUAAUGGCAGUGACAGUCAGAUGAUGGGACCAGGCAAAGCCAAUGCUAACAUAAAAAACAAUAACCAGGAUACAUCACCAGAUGUUUUAUCUAGAGUACCUAAAGUUGCAGUGAUAGACCUCAGUGAGGAUGAUGACCUCCCACUGGACUCACCUGGGAGAGAAAGUCCUCCUAGGAACUACAGUCCACUUUCACUGCCAUCUAGUCCCCUACCUGAGAUUCAUGCUACAAGCACAUUAGACAUCAAUCCUUGGUCAGAUUCUGCAAACAGAUUGUUGUACUGUUACAUUGAUGCAAAUGGUCAACCAGUUACAAGUAAAGACAAUGCUGCUGUUAAAAUAGAUGAUGAUGUGACAUUUCUAAUAAGAUGCAAGUACACAGAUCUUCUACUAUCAGGGCUUUUAUAUACUCUGGAUAACACAAGGAAAAGCUAUGAUGACUAUGUGUAUGCAUACCUCAGUAACAUUGACUCUGCAGAUGUAUGCACUGCCCCAGUCCUGCCUGAUACCAAACAUAAACUAUCUAGUCAAGAUGUGAAUGGAAAUAAUCAUAUCAAACCUCACAAAAAGUUAACAUCUUCAACUGAAUCAACUUCAGCAUACUCAACCUCUGCUUCUACAUCCAGUUCUUCAAACAAGCCAUGCAAUUAUAGUGAAACAUCUACCUCAACAAAAACUUCACAUUUUAGUGAUUCAAAUUUUAGUGAUUCACAUAACAGUGCUUCACGUAUCAACCCUUCUUACACUAGUGCCAAAAAUAAGGAACCAAGGACUAAACAAAAGGAAACUUCAUCUGAAUAUUCAACCAGUUUGUCUGCAAGAUUAAAAAAUAAAAAUCCAAUUAUGGAAUCUCAACAAGAUAUUGUUCCUGGAACCUCACAGGAGAACUCUCAAAGCAGUUAUUCCUCAUUGUUAGACCAAAGAGCAUCCUC
This is a messenger RNA of Owenia fusiformis, 987 nucleotides long. Lineage: Eukaryota; Metazoa; Annelida; Polychaeta; Sabellida; Oweniidae. The record is from the annotation of a GenBank genome assembly.